UGUAUGACCCAAGAUAUGCCCAUUACGUAAACCUGAAACACGAGAUGCAUCAGCCCAUUGCCAUUUUCCGCUUAAACUCCUUAAAACUCCGUCGUUUCGUUUCCAUUUCUCAACUCUACCGGCCACGAAUCCUUGCUCUGCCUUUACCGAUUUUGAUUGAUUCGUGAAAAUAUGUAUGAUAAUGUGGGACCACAGCCUGGGAUGCGUCAGCCGCCGAAUGCGGCACCAAACCCUUUUGGGAAUUCGUUUUAUGGUGCAAGUUCAGGAUUUAUUAAAGGUGGACUGGGUGCUUAUGGAGAGAAGAUUCUGGGAUCUAGCUCUGAAUACGUGCAAAGCAAUGUGAGCGAUGGAAUAUAAACCUAAGAUCAGUAGGUACUUUUCCGACCCACAAUACUAUUUCCAAGUGAAUGAUCAAUACGUGAAGAACAAAUUGAAGGUCGUUCUUUUCCCAUUUCUGCACAGGGGCCACUGGACGAGAAUCUCUGAGCCAGUUGGUGGCAGGCUCUCAUACAAGCCCCCUAUUGAUGAUAUAAAUGCUCCGGACUUGUACAUUCCUUUCAUGGCAUUUGGUACAUAUUUGGUUCUUGCUGGCCUAUCUUUAGGCCUCCAUGGAAAGUAAGUUUAUUCCCUGUGCCUUGUAUUCUGCUCUUGUUACACAUCUUAUUUCAUUCUGCUAAUCCUGUAAUCAGAAUUGGCCGGCCGUCAUUACGUUAAAAGUGAUUAUGAACUGAGUUGAUGUACUGCUACCAGAACAUAUUACUCAUUUAAUCUAUAGUUAUUUCUGUGUUA
This is a messenger RNA of Salvia splendens (bonfire salvia), 789 nucleotides long. RefSeq names its product protein YIF1A. Bases 347 to 619 code for a protein of 90 amino acids. The record is from RefSeq and is a predicted model, not a curated record. Gene Ontology annotation, cellular component: endoplasmic reticulum-Golgi intermediate compartment; endoplasmic reticulum membrane; COPII-coated ER to Golgi transport vesicle. Gene Ontology annotation, biological process: endoplasmic reticulum to Golgi vesicle-mediated transport. The transcript is spliced from 4 exons. NCBI's taxonomy places the organism in Eukaryota, Viridiplantae, Streptophyta, Magnoliopsida, Lamiales, Lamiaceae.